AUGUGUGUGUACAAGUCAAGUUCGAACAACAGCAACCCUUCUUUUAUCUUCGAAAGAACCGUGCAGGAAGCAAGCUCAAACGAUUUAUUUCUUCAACCUCCGGUUUCCGCCUCCAACACGUCUCAUAGUUCAAGAUCUAAUAGUUUUUACAACUUGCAGACCAUUUCCCCGAUACCUAUUUCCAGUAGCAAGGUCAGAAUUCCAUCGUUGAGAAAGAACUCCAAUAAUGUUUCUUCUCCACUAGAUAACAUCGCGCCAACCUCCAGGUCGGCGUCGAAUUCCACUACAAGCUCGUUGGCACACCAAGAGUACAUCUUAAACCCCAUUUCGAACAUACAUAACCAUCAUCAUCGCCGUCGUACCUUAGAAAACUCGGUGGCUCCAGCUUUAGAUGCUAGUUGCUCAAUAGUGAAUGAUGAAAACACUGACCUGAGCGACGUAGAUAUGGUUUAUUCAAGAAGGCCUUCCUCUGCUGUGAGCUUAAAUAUGGCUCUAUUGGGCAGAACAAAUAGUGCCACCCUUCCAUCAUCAGAAACUUCGCCGGCAUCUCCAGACCUUAAACUUUCGAGAUCUCAUUCGCACUCUGCUGCUACCCGUCCCACAUUGAAUAACAUCAAUAAUACUGGGAUGACCACCACAACUUCCAGUGGUGAACCCAACUCCAGGAUACUAAGAUUCUACUCUUAUGUCGAUAUGUUGAAUGAUGAAAAACUUGCACAAACCAAUAAUACCCCUACAUCUAGACCAUCUAUGAAAUCCCAAGCAUACUCAUGCCCUUUUCUUCUCAAGAGGUCCCCACCACAAGCUUAUUCUUCAUCAUCAGCAACAACGACAUUUUCCAAUCCUUUCAUCAAAAAUACCGAAUUACCAGCUGGUUCGCCUUAUGUGUCUCCACAACAAAAUGCGAGACGAUAUUCAAAUAAUACAAAUAACACCUCCAAAUCCCCAAAAAACAGAUCAUCUUCGAUACUAUUUCAGAGACAAUCCGUUUUGUCAAACAUAGACCCUGUCGCAAGUAUGCGCAAGAAUCCUAAGUUUCAAAUAGAAUCAAGUGACAGCGAAGAAGAAGAUUUAACCAUGGAUAUGCUAGAACCUUCCUUCCCGUUAGCUUCAUCUUUACGUUCAAGUGCAAACUUGGCAAGUAAUCCGGAAUUAGCAACUCAGAUGCCUUUAUCGUCAUCGUCGUCAUAUACAGCAAUAGGCAAGCCCAUGCCUUUAUCAACCGAUCCUUCCUACGUGUCUUCUUCUAAUACGUUAACCUCUGAUCAUGAGUUAAGAGUUGAAAAAGUUAGCGAAGUGCUUAAGAAAAAAGUUUCAAAUGGUGGAUUUUCAACCGAAUUUAAUAGUUGUGAUACAUAA
Saccharomyces paradoxus is the source of this 1359-nucleotide messenger RNA. RefSeq names its product Mlf3p (gene MLF3). Lineage: Eukaryota; Fungi; Ascomycota; Saccharomycetes; Saccharomycetales; Saccharomycetaceae. The record is from RefSeq and is a predicted model, not a curated record. The coding region runs from base 1 to 1359 and encodes 452 amino acids. The transcript has a single exon.